UCCGUCAAAACCCUCGCUCACCAACAUCCUAAAGGGUUCAUCGCCACUCCCCCCCUUCCCUAUCCAGAAGUCCACUCCUUUUCUCCGGCGAAUCCAUGGCGCCUGUUCUAUCCAGGUGCAGCUUAGGCACUUCCUUUACCGCUUCUCUCCACCCUCCUUCCAUCGCUGUGAGGUCGAAUUCUGCUCGAGCUCUGAGGUUCCGGACCUCCUCGUUCGUUCCUAUGCCGCUCCAGUCAAGGGGCUUGUUUGCUACCGCCGGUCUUCGAUGCAAGGGUGAGCGGAUGAGGCGAGGGAUGGGCAUCCGGUGCGACGCGGCCGUCGCCGAGAAGGGCGCCGAGGAGGCCUCAGGGGACAAGUUUCAGUACCAGGCCGAGGUCAGCCGAUUGCUGGAUCUGAUUGUUCAUAGUCUGUACAGCCACAAAGAGGUGUUUCUUAGGGAACUUGUAAGCAAUGCAAGUGAUGCUCUGGACAAGUUGAGAUUUUUGAGUGUGACUGAUCCUUCACUACUUAGUGAUGCUGGUGAUUUGGAGAUACGCAUCAGGCCUGAUGCAGAUAAUGGAACCAUAACAAUAACAGAUACUGGUAUUGGGAUGACCAAAGAAGAGCUAAUUGAUUGCCUUGGAACUAUUGCUCAGAGUGGAACAUCAAGAUUUCUAAGUGCUCUGAAGGAAAACAAAGAUCUUGGGACAGACAAUGGUUUGAUUGGACAGUUUGGUGUUGGUUUUUAUUCUGCAUUCCUUGUUGCUGAGCGGGUUGUGGUGUCAACAAAAAGUCCAAAAUCUGAUAAACAGUAUGUAUGGGAAGCAGUUGCAGAUAGUAGUUCAUAUGUCAUAAAAGAAGAAACUGAUCCUGAGAAGCUAAUAAAACGUGGCACACAGAUCACUCUAUUUUUAAGACCUGAUGAUAAGUUUGAAUUUGCGGACCCAUCACGUAUCCAAGGAUUGGUCAAGAAUUACUCUCAGUUUGUUUCCUUUCCCAUAUAUACUUGGCAGGAGAAAUCAAGGACGGUGGAGGUUGAGGAAGAAGAGGAACUGAAAGAAGGAGAGGAGCCCAAGCCUGAGGGUGAAAAGAAGAAGAAAACUGUAACUGAGAAGUAUUGGGACUGGGAAUUGGCAAAUGAGACCAAACCUAUAUGGAUGCGAAAUCCCAAGGAAGUUGAGAAAGAUGAAUAUAAUGAAUUCUACAAGAAGACAUUCAAUGAGUUCCUGGAUCCUCUUUCUUACACACACUUCACCACUGAGGGUGAGGUGGAAUUUAGAAGUGUUCUCUAUAUACCUGGGAUGGCCCCUCUAAAUAAUGAGGAUAUAAUAAAUCCCAAGACCAAAAACAUCCGCUUGUAUGUCAAACGAGUGUUUAUUUCUGACGAUUUUGAUGGUGAAUUGUUUCCUCGGUAUUUAAGUUUUGUGAAGGGUGUAGUUGAUUCGAAUGAUCUUCCUCUCAAUGUUUCACGUGAGAUCCUUCAAGAAAGUCGAAUUGUAAGGAUUAUGCGAAAGAGACUUGUUAGGAAGACAUUUGACAUGAUUCAAGAGUUAUCUGAGAACGAAGAUAAAGAGGACUAUAAGAAAUUCUGGGAGAAUUUUGGCAAGCUUCUAAAAUUGGGUUGUAUUGAAGACUCUGGAAACCACAAGCGGUUGACUCCAUUGCUGCGCUUUUACUCUUCCAAGAGUGAGGAAGAAUUGAUAAGCUUGGAUCAAUACGUUGAAAAUAUGGGUGAAAACCAAAAUGCUAUAUAUUACUUGGCAACAGACAGCCUUAAAAGUGCCAAGACUGCCCCAUUCCUGGAAAAACUUGUCCAAAAGGAUAUUGAAGUACUGUAUCUUGUGGAACCCAUUGAUGAAGUUGCCAUACAAAAUCUCCAGACAUACAAAGAAAAGAAGUUUGUUGACAUCAGCAAAGAAGACCUUGAAUUAGGAGAUGAAGAUGAGGUGAAGGAAAGAGAAGAAAAGCAAGAGUACAAUCUUCUCUGCGACUGGAUGAAACAGCAGCUUGGUGACAAGGUAGCAAAAGUCCAGAUUUCUAAAAGGCUUAGCUCCUCGCCUUGUGUACUUGUUUCUGGCAAGUUUGGUUGGUCAGCAAACAUGGAAAGACUAAUGAAAGCACAGACACUCGGUGACACAUCGAGCUUGGAGUUCAUGCGAGGGAGAAGAAUUUUCGAAAUCAAUCCUGAUCAUCCCAUUGUGAAAGAUUUGAAUGCUGCCUGCAAGAUUGACUCAAGCAGUGCAGAAGCAAAGAGGGCCGUGGAUUUACUAUAUGACACAGCACUAAUAUCCAGUGGUUAUACUCCUGACAGUCCUGCUGAAGUGGGAAACAAAAUCUAUGAGAUGAUGGCCUUGGCACUUGGUGGAAGGUGGGGAAGAACAGACUCACUGGGAGCAGCAGAAGAAGCUGAUGCCGAAGCAACAAGCUCUGAGGGCAGCUUUGAGACAGCAGAGGCAGAGGUGGUCGAACCAUCGGAAGUGAGGACAGAGGAUGACCCUUGGAAGGAUUAAAUCGGUUCCUUGAGAUUAUUUGUGGAUUAGGCCAAGGUGAUGAGAAGGGGCCAAGGUGAUGAGAAGGGGAGUAGUGUAGGUUGAGGGUAUUAAUUUUGUCAUAACUAUCAGCGAGAACGAAAAAUUCCUCAUAUAUUGGAUGCCACGUAGGCGUUCAAUUAUUUAUAAAUUGGCAUUGCAUCAGUGAAUUAUUAAUUAAAGGUAUAAUCAUUAUGUUGGCUGAAA
Molecule: messenger RNA, 2714 nt
Organism: Zingiber officinale
Lineage: Eukaryota; Viridiplantae; Streptophyta; Magnoliopsida; Zingiberales; Zingiberaceae
Product: heat shock protein 90-5, chloroplastic-like
Exons: 19
Coding region: 96-2489 (797 amino acids)
Biological process (GO): protein stabilization; cellular response to heat; protein folding
Cellular component (GO): cytosol; perinuclear region of cytoplasm; protein-containing complex
Molecular function (GO): ATP hydrolysis activity; ATP-dependent protein folding chaperone; ATP binding
Source: RefSeq, a predicted model, not a curated record